AUGGGAGAACCUACCCGAUUCGGCAUCAUGGGAUGUGCAGGCAUAGCGCGCAAGGUUUCUCGAGCCAUCAAGCUCUCCCCAAACGCAACCGUGGUUGCUGUUGGCAGCAGAAACGCCGAGAAGGCUCGCCGCUUCAUCAAAGAUAAUGGCUUGCCGGAGAACACGCAGGUCCACGGCAGCUAUGAAUCUCUACUUGAUGACCCCGACGUCGAUGCUGUGUAUAUGCCACUGCCCACAAGCCUCCACCUUCGAUGGGGAGUGGCCGCGGCCAGCAAGGGCAAACACAUCCUGCUUGAAAAGCCCACCGCACUCUGUGUUGCAGAGCUUGACCAGAUACUCCAAGCCUGUGAGAUGAACAACGUGCAGUUUAUGGAUGGCACUAUGUGGAUGCAUCACCCUCGGACCGCUAAGAUGAAUGAGCUCCUACGCCAACAACAUUCCGAUCUCUUUGGCCAGUUGAAGAUGAUGAACAUCAUAGCUAGCUUCUAUGCAAAACCUGAUUUCCUCCAUAAUAACAUCCGAGUGAUGCCUGAUCUUGAUUCCCUUGGCGCUCUUGGUGAUCUUGGUUGGUAUUGCAUCCGGUUUAUAUUGUGGGCUGCUGACUAUUGCUUGCCCACAACUGCUGUUGCUUUUCCCAACCCUGUUAAGAAUGAAGCUGGUCUUCUUCUCUCAUGCGGGGCCUCUUUACAUUGGGAUAAUGGAACCGUCGCAACAUUUCAUUGCUCCUUCCUUGCUCACAGAACAUUUGAAGUAGCAGUCGUUGGAUCAAAAGGAACUUUAACGCUGAGUGACUUUGUAAAUCCUUUUGACGAGAAUUCUGCUUGGUUCACCUUUGCUUCUGAAUCUAGUUUUAAAGAGCUUGUUGAUGGAUGGAAGCCAUCAUUGCCCACUAAUCAUGUUGUUUCCACUGAGCUUCCACAAGAGGCAUGUAUGAUCUCAGAGUUUUCAAGAUUGGUUGGAGCCAUUAAAGAUGGAUCAAAGCGGCCGGAGAUGAAGUGGCCAUCUAUAAGUAGGAAGAAUCAGAUUGUGAUGGAUGCUGUGAAGGAUUCCAUUGACAAAGAAUCCAAGCCUGUCGAGAUUGUAGCCUGA
Molecule: messenger RNA, 1089 nt
Organism: Dendrobium catenatum
Lineage: Eukaryota; Viridiplantae; Streptophyta; Magnoliopsida; Asparagales; Orchidaceae
Exons: 2
Coding region: 1-1089 (362 amino acids)
Molecular function (GO): nucleotide binding
Source: RefSeq, a predicted model, not a curated record